CCUUGUCUGUUUACACUCAAAACGUUGGUUGGGUCCUCCCGCGAGUUUUAACCAGCGAAAUCACAGCUUAACCUCUUGAGCUCUCUAUCUCUCCUUCUCUUUAGCCAUUUCUCUCUCAUUCUUGCGUUAAUUAUUCCUCCGUUUAAAUGUUUCUUCGUCUCCAUUUUAUAAACCAGUUUGCAUUUCCUAAUUUGGAUAUGCCAAUAUUAGGAUAUUGUGUAAUGUGUGUUAAUUUCAUUCUAUAUAGAUUUUAAUCCAAAAUCGAAACUGGGGUUCUGGAUUUUUCAUUCAAAUCCUGACGUGGGUAUAUCUUAUUCUUGGAAUCUUGUUUUGUUUAGAUAUUUUGAAUUGCUCAUCUUUUCCAGUUUAUGUGGGAAUAGAGGGACACGGUAAAUUUGUUUGUCGAUUUGAGCAUUUAGCGAAUUCGUUGCUUCAAGAAUGGGAAGGGUCAAGUUAAAGAUCCAGAGAUUGGAGAGCAUGACCAGCCGGAACGGUACCUAUGGCAAGCGUAGGGCUGGAAUUUUAAAGAAAGCUCAGGAAAUAUCAGUGUUAUGUGACAUUGACAUUAUUCUCCUUAUGUUUUCUCCGACUGGAAAACCUUCAAUUUUUCGUGGACAACACAGCAACCUUGAUGAGAUGAUUGCUAAAUAUGCACAACUAUCUCCAACAGAAAGGACCAAAAGGAGGUUGGAGAGUCUCGAAACUUUAAAGAGAAACUUUAAGAAGCUCGAUCAAGAUGUGGAUAUUGAAGAGUUUAUGGCUGCAAGUUCUCCCUCAAUUGAGGAAAUGCUCAACCAGGCAAAGAUACUGCAAGCGCAACUUACAGAAGUCCAGAAAAGACUUGGCUUCUGGACUAAUCCCGACAAAAUCGAAGACAUUGAACAUCUCUGUCAGAUGGAAAAUUCACUUAGGGAAUCACUCAAUAGAAUUCACAUGCAAAAGAGUUCGUUUCAGCUGGAAAACUUAGGGAAUGACCAACUUAUGCCGUUAGAUUGCACCAGCCAGGCCGAAUAUGGGAUGCAUUUUCCCAUGAUUAAUGGUGGUGAUCAGGAUGGCCAAACACAGACGUGGUUUCCAAAUGUUGAGAGGCAACAUAUGAUGCUACCAGACGAACCCAAUUUUUUGUCUUGUAGAGAUAUGGGGUGCUCCAUAGAUACAUCCCUUCCAAGCUCUUCGGGUUUAUUUGGUGUCAAGAAAGAAGCAGACCUUGCCAAUUCAAAACUCGUGGAUAUUGGAAGACAAGACACGAUUACCAUUAAUGAUUAUACCAAUAGUUCUUCUCACAUGAGACUACCUCUAGGCGAGCAAUAUUCCUACCAUUCAUACGGGAAUUUAAAUGUACCAGAAUUGAUGGAGCCUGAAAGAGAGGUGAAUUUUCAAGCCAGUACCUUUGAUUAUCAAAUUAAGCCUGAAAGAGAGGUGAAUUUUCAAGCGAGUUCCAUGGAUUAUCAAAUUAAUGGCAAUUUUGAACUACCAAGAUCCAUUUACAACGAUUUCCAACAUAAUUUGGUAUCGGCACCUGGCCCUUCUGUCCUGUCUAACCUUAAUGAUCACUCCUAUCAACAACAGCCACUAAACCGCUUGAACAACUAGCUGAAAGUUGCUUCAAGUUUUCAGUUCUAAAUUGGAUUUAUAGAGCAGCUCCAGACAAUGGCUCUGUGGCUCAUUCAAUCGUUUCAGAUUACUAAGACAUUUGCCAUAGACUAAACACAUCACCAGAAAAUAAGAGCUUUCUUCAUAUAAACAGGCAUUAUUCUCUUGCCGUUUUCCUUUAUGCGAGUUUUUGUUCAGCCAUCACUCAAGGUUGUACCGAGCCCAAGCCGGAGGAAGGUUUGUGUGUGUUGUGAAACUUGCUUGGCUUUCUACUUGUUCAUGGGAAUUUGUUUAUAUUUGUGAAUAAUUUAGAGAAGACUAUAUGCCAUUUUAGUUCCCUGUACAUUGAAGGCUCGUUGUUUACAAAUUCAGAUCAAAUCAAGGUCGAAACAAUUCACUCAAGAUUAAACAUAAGAAAGAUGAUCUUUCAUUUCAUUUCA
Messenger RNA from Olea europaea var. sylvestris, 2033 nucleotides. RefSeq names its product agamous-like MADS-box protein AGL65. Lineage: Eukaryota; Viridiplantae; Streptophyta; Magnoliopsida; Lamiales; Oleaceae. Gene Ontology annotation, biological process: regulation of transcription by RNA polymerase II. Gene Ontology annotation, molecular function: protein dimerization activity; RNA polymerase II cis-regulatory region sequence-specific DNA binding; DNA-binding transcription factor activity, RNA polymerase II-specific. The record is from RefSeq and is a predicted model, not a curated record. The coding region runs from base 439 to 1593 and encodes 384 amino acids. The transcript is spliced from 12 exons.